GCGGAGCUAGCCAUAUGAUAACAGAAGCAUAUCACCUUGAUAAGCUUCUGGAUAUAAUAGUAUAGUAAGAUGUAAUAAGCUAACUAACUGAAUCUUCCGAGUCUGUCUCUUCUACAGACGCUUUGGUUAGAGUACAAGGUCAGUAAAAGGUUAGGAAAUUACAGAACGGGAUAUUUUAAGCGUCGCCGUGGACGACUGUUCCCUGUCUCCCCAUGUCUCCUCCCCUUAGGAAACUCUACAAGGUGUUGCGACUUCCUACAACUGUACUCUGUAAGAACCAGAUAAGAAAUAAAAGGGUUCAAAAAUGACGUUUGAUGCAAAGAUAAUUCGCAUUGAACGAGAGGGGAAGUGGACAAACGGUUUGAGCGCUCAUACAGGUUCGAGCUCUGGUCAGGGCCAUUGUGUGCUCGAUCAAGACAACUAAAUUGCGUUCAUGGUGUCUUCCCCCUCCCUCCCCUCCCAAAGUGUUCAAAUGGACACAGCCGCCAUAGCUUUUGAAAAUCGUCAAGGAGAAAACCCUGGGGACGAGGUGGCCCCUUUUAGGAUUCGACCGGGAGGUCCAUCGUCUUCUCCGCCACGAGUUUCAAAAUGACUGCUCGUCGGGGGAGACGCCCCGUGAAAAAAAUCUGGGUCAACCCGGUGGAAAAUCUUCCAAAAAGUAGACAUUUGUAUCACGUCACCGAAAGAGAAGAAAAUGGCGGCUGGAGUCGACUUCAAAUCCACCUUUAACAGGACCACGUGACUGAAAAUUGCCAAAAAAGAUCACAAAAGCGCGAUAAAAACACAUGGAAAGACUCCAAGGUUUGAAACAAAUUGAUAGAAUUUCAAAUCCAUGCAGACUGUCAUGUAUCGCGCUUUGCUUAUCUGUGCGUGAAAUGUGUUGACGCUUAUUCCUGUCUACAAACGAACCCCUGUGUUGAAAUGACUGGUUAGUUCUAAUAGCGCGCACACACUGGCAAACUUGACUGAUAGCUAUUCAGUCUUGUGGUGAUUAAAAUGCUUUUAGGCAAUCAGCUUUUCAUUUGAAUUAAUGCAGCAGAUGAUAUCAAAACUUUUCAAAUAGCAUUUUCAUUCAUUUUACUCACUUUAUUCAUUGCAAGUCGACCGCGGAUAUUUCAACGAGCCGACCACGAACUGUUCAAUAAAUUAGGAAAAAAAAGCGUCUUGUUGUCGCAGCGUGACAAGUGGGAGAUUUCGAAGUAAUUUACACCGACCAUUGUUUUCCUUGUAAUUAGUUUUAAUAAUGACUAUGUCACCGGGCGAAUGCGAACAACUUGUAAAUUCUGAACACUGGUUAGACGAAUGGAAGUCAAGACGAAGUCGGAGGACCCAGAAAAUUCACUCAUGAAUACUUGAAAUGUUUUCAUAAAACUAUGGAUAGAGGCAUUCAAUCUCGAGGAGAAAAACACCCUGACCUUAAACCUCGAAACUGCAUUUCAGUGAAGGGGAGACAAGACGAGAGAUCGGAGCCUUCAUCUUAUGUUGUUAACAGCGAAAAAUCGAGUAACGACUUGACUGAGAGAGUGGCACCAUCUUCUUUCAUACCGGCUAAUCAAAGAAGAAAACUGUUUAACGGGAGCCUUAAGCUGUCAAAAACCAGAUGGGUAAGUAUGAGUCACGAAAAACCGUCUAGGAAAAACAGAGUUUUGAAGACGGAAAAGUCCCUGGAUGACGCUGCGUUUUUAAAGGAAAAGCGAGGAGGUUCGCAUUAUUGCGAAAGCUCUUCUGCGAUUCAAGAAAGUCCAGAAUUGGAUACCUUGCCCGAAGAGAUUUGUCUCGAGGCGUACUCUGAGACGCCACGAAGGGGAAGCAUUUGUGAAGAGCUCGAAAAGGAGAUCUUUCAGGGAGGAAUCAGCUUGCACAAGAUGCGCAAGGCAAUGGUGAUACAGGAAACACUUAAGGAUAGAUUUCUGAUAUGAACGUGGAGUGAAAACACGCUUUAUUUUGAAAACAGUCUGUGCUCGACGCAGUGUUGAAAAACGAGGAAUAGCAAAUACUGCAUAUUUAGACUUCUGCUACAGGGACGAGCAAAGAUGACGGGAAAAAACCGCGAUAACGUUGUUUGCUUCUUCCACUGAAAAAUUUACACAAAAUCUGAAACUUCUAAAUUUGAAAUAACUAUGGCAGCUUGCAUCCACAUGUCAAUCAAUACCUUUCACUGGGUUAUCUGCAGCUGAUAUGACGUAUUCUGAUUAAAUAAAAGAUGUGGAAUAA
Messenger RNA from Orbicella faveolata, 2214 nucleotides. RefSeq lists its product as uncharacterized. The record is from RefSeq and is a predicted model, not a curated record. Lineage: Eukaryota; Metazoa; Cnidaria; Anthozoa; Scleractinia; Merulinidae.